Messenger RNA from Brassica napus (rape), 1393 nucleotides. Its product is annotated as B3 domain-containing transcription factor LEC2-like. The record is from RefSeq and is marked provisional. Gene Ontology annotation, molecular function: DNA binding; DNA-binding transcription factor activity. NCBI's taxonomy places the organism in Eukaryota, Viridiplantae, Streptophyta, Magnoliopsida, Brassicales, Brassicaceae.
GAGAUGGGUAUCCCUAUAAGGUGCAGCAUCGAACCAUCUGCAACAUUUUGACUCGUUUUCUUUUGUGUUUUUCUAACAUCUGUCUCUUCCUCACUCGAUCUCCCUCUCUUUUCUUUUUCAAUCUCCCCAACGAACCUCCCUUCAUAACUCUCUUUCUCUCCCCGGGAAAUAUGGAUAACUUCUUGCCCUUUUCCUCUUCUAACGCAAACUCUGUCCAAGAACUCUCCAUGGAUCUUAACAAGAAUCGCUCGCACUUCUCCAUGGCGCAGCCUCAGCACUUGUUGCCGCCUUACUCGUACGUUGCAUGUCCGGCACUUGAUCAGACGGGGACCAUGAAUCAUCAGCCUCUUCACUCAUCGGUUGCUUUUCCUCAGAUCCCGGUUGUACAAACCGGAGGUGAAUUCGGCUAUUUGGUUUGUAAGCCCGGUGUGAGGCAGGAACGAGGUGGAUUUCUUGAUCCACACUCCACUAAGAUGGCUAGGAUCAACAGGAAGAAGGCGAUGCUAAGAUCAAGAAACAACUCUAACCCUAAUUCUAGUUCGAAUGAGUUGGUUGAUUCAAGGAGACAAGUGGCUCUUACCAUGAAAAAUAAUGCCGAGAUUGCUGCUAGAAAAGAUUUUUAUCGAUUCUCCUCAUUCGAUAACAAGAAACUUAGGGUUUUGUUGGUGAAGCACUUGAAGAACAGCGAUGUUGGGUCACUUGGGAGGAUUGUUCUACCAAAGAGAGAAGCAGAAGGAAAUCUUCCGGAGCUAUCUGAUAAAGAAGGAAUGGUAUUAGAGAUGAGAGAUGUUGACUCUGUGCAGUCUUGGUCUUUCAAAUACAAGUACUGGUCCAAUAACAAGAGCAGAAUGUAUGUCCUCGAAAACACAGGAGAAUUUGUGAAGAAAAAUGGAGUAUUGAUGGGAGACUAUCUAACAAUCUACGAGGACGAAAGCAAGAAUCUCUACUUCUCCAUCAGAAAGCACCCACACAAACAAAAUGAUGGAAGAGAGGAUGAGUCGAUGGAAGUUAUCGAGAUGAACUUCUAUGAAGAUAUAAUGUUUGAUUACAUACCAAAUGAUGAAGACGAUUCCAUUGCAAUGCUCCUCGGAAAUCUAAACGAGCACUAUCCCUACCCAAAUGAUCUUAUGGAUCUCACUGUCAAUCUUGAUCAGCAUCAGCAAGCCACCUCCUCGUCGCCACCUGCUGAUCACAUGAGCUCGAACGAUUUCUUAUGGUGAUGUGAUGGACGUUGAUAUAGAUUCCCUUUGAGAUGAUAUACAAGGGAUAAAAAGAAAAGAGUAUCAUAUUCAUAUCCAUAUUUGUUUGAUAAAAUGUGUUUGUUCCCAAUCUAUUAUUUAUGAAAAACUUAUUUGUGUUUAGCUCCAGAUUAAUUAAAUAUUUUUCAUUUGAC